Messenger RNA from Aspergillus affinis, 1173 nucleotides. Its product is annotated as GPI anchored protein. Gene Ontology annotation, cellular component: periplasmic space. The coding region runs from base 1 to 1173 and encodes 390 amino acids. The record is from RefSeq and is a predicted model, not a curated record. The transcript has 2 exons. Gene Ontology annotation, molecular function: lyase activity. NCBI's taxonomy places the organism in Eukaryota, Fungi, Ascomycota, Eurotiomycetes, Eurotiales, Aspergillaceae.
AUGCGUUCCAGUCUUACCUUCGGGGCCCUUGCCUCCCUUUCACUCGUUCAAGGUUUCACUCACCCCGGCCUUCUCCAUACGAACGAGGACUUUGACCGCAUCAAGUCCAAGGUCCAGGCUAGCGCUGAGCCCUGGAUCACCGGCUGGUACAAGCUGACCAACAACUCCUACGCAUCGCCGUCGUACACCAACACGGCGCAGGAGGUCAUUUAUCGCGGCGACGACGGCACUCACUCCCAGAACUACCCCAACCUAUAUCGCGACAUUGCAGCCGCUUACGCCCUCGCCAUACAGUGGAAAGUCACCGACAACACCACCUACGCGGACUCCGCCGUCGCCAUCCUCGAUGCCUGGGGUACCACCCUAACCGGGAUCUCCGGUAGCUCGGACAAGUUCCUGGCUUCGGGAAUCUACGGCUACGAGCUAGCGAACGCAGCCGAGUUGAUGCGCGACUACGACGGCUGGUCGACCGAGAGCUUCAACACUCUGCGCGACAUGAUGGUGAACGUGUUCUACCCGAUGAAUCGGGACUUCUUUGUGCGACACAACGACGCCGAGGUCGAUCACUACUGGGCGAACUGGGAUCUUUGCAACAUCGCAUCCAUGCUAUCCAUCGGCGUUCUGUCCGACAACGAGACCAUGUAUCAGGAAGCAGUGGAUUAUUUCAAGAACGGCGACGGUAACGGCCAGCUGGGGAAGAUGGUCUGGAAACUGUACGAUGUCGAUGGACAAAGUCUAGGCCAGGGACAGGAGGCCGGGCGGGAUCAGGGUCACUCGAUGCUGGACUUUGCCCUGCUGGGCCCUAUCGCCCUGUCGGCUUAUAACCAGGGUGAUGACCUGUUUGAGUACUUGGACAACCGGAUUCUCGCUGGUGCCGAGUACGUCGCCAAGUACAAUCUGGGCGAAGAUGUUCCCUACACGACAUACGUCAACAGCGAUGUCACGCAGGAUGUAAUCAGCGAGGCCGGCCGUGGUGAUAUCCGUCCACUUUGGGAGCUGCUGUACAAUCACUACGGUGUGCUGAAAAAGCUGGACGUCACCUGGACGAAGAAAUAUCGUGAUAUGGUGGUUGAGAACGGCGACGGAGCUGAAGGAGGUGGUGGUGACUAUGGAAGCACCAGCGGGGGAUUCGACCAGUUGGGUCAUGGGACGCUUUUAUACACGCUGGAGUAA